ACUUCGAAUUUCUCUCUCAUUCUUUCUUCCAACUUUGAAAUCCUCUCCCUUUGCAGGAGGUACUAGCAAGAAGCAGCAAGUCGCAGCAGACCAUCAAGCACAUGAUCGAGGACGAUUGUGCGGAUAACGUAAUCCCCUCCCAAAUGUCUCUAGCAAGAUCCUCUCCAAAGUUUUCGAGUACUGCAAGAAGCACGUCGAGUCCGCCGCUGUCGCCGACACUGAGAGCGACAAGACCGCUAAGGAUGUGCUCAAGGCUUGUCAACUGGGUUGGAGCUCUUCGUUCUCUCUCUCUCUCUAUAUCGCCAGAGCUUCACAAGUUCACGACUCUACUACCGUGUGAUGACCCACCAAGCAAGGAAGAUCAUCCAUCUGAUAGUGGGAAGAGGAGUUGUGAAAAGUGUUGAUCAUGAAACCACAGGUGAAGUGAAGAAAGUGAAUGUUGCUCGGAUUUGCUAAGAGGCUUAAUGGUGGAUGCACAAUGAUGUUAUUCGUGCAUGAGUACAAAAGAACUUUAUUAUUGUUGAAAUGGAUUUUUAUUGUAUGCGUAUACAUGGGCCUUAUUGGCUCUUGUUAGGAUUCGUAAAUUAUUAUGUAAUACUACAUUGAUCAUAA
Punica granatum (pomegranate) is the source of this 612-nucleotide messenger RNA. The record is from RefSeq and is a predicted model, not a curated record. Lineage: Eukaryota; Viridiplantae; Streptophyta; Magnoliopsida; Myrtales; Lythraceae.